UUGACAGGAGCCAGGGAAGCCGCAAAGGACGCGGAGGACCUCUGGGUGCAGGGAGGGCAGCUGGUGGAGUCCGGGCCGCCUGGAGUGGUGGAGGAGAGGACCUCGAGCAGACCCUCCGCCGGGUCCCCCGCCGCCGCGCCAGCGCUCAGGGCGCGGCCGCUGCUCCGAGUGCCACCCGCGCCCCCCGGGGACGAGAGCCCCGGCGUCCCGCGCCCGUCACCAUGCUGCUCCCCCAGCUCUGCUGGCUGCUCCUGCUGGCCGGGCUGCUCCCGCCGGCGCCCGCGCAGAAGUUCUCGGCGCUCACGUUUCUGAGAGUUGACCAAGACAAGGACAAGGACUGCAGCCUGGACUGCGGGGGCUCGCCGCAGAAACCCCUGUGUGGGUCCGACGGGAGGACCUUCCUGUCCCGCUGCGAGUUUCAGCGCGCCAAGUGCAAGGACCCGCAGCUGGAGAUCGCUCACCGGGGCAACUGCAGAGACGUGUCCAGGUGUGUGGCUGAGAGGAAGUACACCCAGGAGCAGGCGCGGAAGGAGUUCCAGCAGGUGUUCAUCCCGGAAUGCAAUGACGACGGGACCUACAGCCAGGUCCAGUGCCACAGCUACACGGGGUACUGCUGGUGCGUCACGCCCAACGGGAGGCCCGUCAGCGGCACCGCCGUGGCGCACAAGACGCCCAGGUGUCCCGGUUCUGUAAAUGAGAAGUUACCCCAACGGGAAGGCACGGGGAAAACAGUCUCCUUGCAAAUCUUUUCCGUUCUGAAUUCAGAUGAUGCCUCAGCCCCCGUGCUGGACACUCAGCCGCAGGGAGACGAGGAAGAUAUUGCAUCGCGUUACCCCACACUUUGGACUGAACAAGUUAAAAGUCGACAGAACAAAACCAAUAAGAAUUCAGCAUCCUCGUGUGACCAGGAGCAGCAGUCGGCCUUGGAGGAAGCCAGGCAGCCGAAGAAUGACAAUGUGGUCAUCCCCGAGUGCGCCCACGGUGGCCUCUACAAGCCGGUGCAGUGCCACCCCUCCACCGGCUACUGCUGGUGCGUCCUGGUGGACACUGGACGCCCCAUCCCCGGCACGUCCACCAGGUACGAGCAGCCAAAGUGCGACAAUACGGCCAGGGCCCAUCCGGCCAGGACACGGGAUCUGUACAAGGGCCGCCAGCUCCAGGGCUGCCCCGGAGCCAAGAAGAAUGAGUUCCUGACGAGUGUGCUGGACGCGCUGUCCACGGACAUGGUCCACGCUGUCUCCGACCCCGCCUCCCCCAGCAGGCUCUCCGAACCGGACCCCAGCCACACGCUAGAGGAGAGAGUGGUCCACUGGUACUUCAAACUGCUUGAUAAAAAUGCCAGCGGGGACAUCGGCAAGAAGGAGAUGAAGCCCUUCAAGAGGUUCCUUCGGAAAAAAUCCAAACCCAAAAAAUGUGUGAAGAAGUUUGUCGAGUACUGUGACGUGAACGACGACAGAUCCAUCUCCCUGCAGGAGCUGAUGGGCUGCCUGGGCGUGGCGAGGGAAGAAGGCAGGACCCCCGCAAAGCGGCGUCCCGCCCCUAGAGGUAAUGCUGACAGCACUUCUAAUAGACAGCCAAGAAAGCAAGGAUAAGUGGCUGGAACAUCCACGGCGGUCCCUCGACACGUGGGAGACUCCCUCACCAAAAAGCAAUUAAAAACCAAAAACGAAACACAGAGUAUUUGCACUUUGUAAACUGUAAAUUCACUUUGUAGAAAUGAGAUAUUGAAACAGACUGCUUUCAUCUGUGAAAACGGAAGGGCUGGCUUCAGAAAAUUAAUCACAUACAAUGUAUGUGUCCUCCUUUGACCUUCAAAAUCUGUAGUUGGUGGAGAUGUAUUUGAAAUGGAUUUAAGCUUAAUUUCUUCAUCCUACACAUGUUAACGUAGCAGAAACCUUUGCCUCAGGGGCUCCGGCUCCAGCCCUGAGCCCCCCCUCCCACUAGGGGUCCCGCCAGGUUUGCUUCGGAAUCAACUGUCCCGACAGCAUUGCUGAACGGGUGUUGGAAGCGUUGAUUCCGGAGGAGUUUGGGAUCUACAGCCGUUCUCAUCACGCAGUUCACACGUGCAUGGGUUUGUCUGCUUCUUGGGGUUCCAUGUUGACUUGUUUUGUUCUGCCUUCCCAAGAUCCCCCUCCCCCCGUGAGCUGGCCAACCACUACGCAGUCUUUACAGGGAGCUCCCUGGUAGAGAAGAGUAUUUUUCAAACUGUUUUUGGAAGAGUUGGUGCUGGCUUUUCCAUUUCAGGCUUCUGUUUGAGUUGUGCCUUGGGCGCAGAUUAUUCAUGCAGUAAAAUGCUCCAGAAUUAAUUCUGCAUCCGGAGGCAGCAUAAAGCAGCCUGUCGUUCAGAAAAGCAAAUUUAAUCAUGACCUGACCAAGCCAGCUAAACGCGCUUGUCAGCCUGCUUUCACUUGGACGCCCGGCCCCUGCCCAUCCUACCGUGGUCCCCGGGGGUCCGCUGGGAGGUAAAACUAUGCCCUGAGCAAACUCUGAGCAGCCUCCUCAGAGGAGGCACAGCCAGGAUAAGCUGUGCUGGGUGUUGGUCUUGGCCGCCAGGGACAAGUGCCCGUGGUCCCCUGCGUCCCCUCGUGCUCCUGGAAGUCAUCUGAGUAGGGCUUGAGAGGGACGGGUGGGGACCUGUGAACACCAGAACUGGCCUGCGUGGGAGCCGACCGCCCCCUCAGAGCUGGACCUGGGCAUCCCUGAGCGAGCAGGCACCCACCGGCUCCACAGAGCAUCGGGGCGACGGCCCCAGAGCUGAGGGGCGAGUUGCAAUGCUGUCUCAGCUCUAGCUUUGGGUUGCAAAACAAAAGUCUCCCUGGCCCCGAAUCCCCCAACACCGGCCUGUAAAAUGCUCUGUGAACCCGCAUGAGGACGUUUUGCGAGGUGUCUUCCUUAUUUAAACUGCAUGAAACUGAAAACGGAAACUGUGGAGCCACAAGACCAGCUCAAGUGGGUGUCAUCUUUGUUUAAGGAGCAGUUACGAUCCUAAGUUUAUGGGAUAAUCUUUUAUAUUCUGAACUUUGAAUUUAAUCAUUUUUCUUAGAUGGAAAUAAAGUACGCUUUCAGAACCGUC
Messenger RNA from Camelus dromedarius (Arabian camel), 3073 nucleotides. RefSeq names its product SPARC related modular calcium binding 2 (gene SMOC2). The record is from RefSeq and is a predicted model, not a curated record. The transcript is spliced from 13 exons. Gene Ontology annotation, molecular function: extracellular matrix binding; heparin binding; protein binding. Lineage: Eukaryota; Metazoa; Chordata; Mammalia; Artiodactyla; Camelidae. Gene Ontology annotation, biological process: extracellular matrix organization. The coding region runs from base 222 to 1592 and encodes 456 amino acids. Gene Ontology annotation, cellular component: basement membrane.